This is a messenger RNA of Pimephales promelas (fathead minnow), 1567 nucleotides long. Lineage: Eukaryota; Metazoa; Chordata; Actinopteri; Cypriniformes; Leuciscidae. The record is from RefSeq and is a predicted model, not a curated record.
ACGCGAUUUCGGACGCAGCUAUGGUCAGAGCCCUCUGGCGCACUGUAAUUACGUCAGCGUCCAGAAUGAUCUCAUCUGUUUUGUUUUCAUUCCCUCAUUCACGAAUGACAUUAUGUGCCAUUCCUACUAACGAGUGACUGAUUACGGAGUCGGACGCAGCUACUGUUCAGCAGAAUACAGCUUCCGAAUUACACUGGGAACCCCGACAACAGGAGAUGACAGAAGAUGUGCAUUGAAAAGAGACAAGAAUGCAACUGAUAAGUCUGAAAUAAGUGUGCCAAAGAGGAGGAUGAGGCUUUGGGCGUGGCUGGAUACAUGCAGAUCUUCCUGGUUGACCUCUGUUGCUUCACAGAGCUGGACUUUUUUUUUUUUUUGCCUGUCGAUGUGCUAAUAAUGCGUCGUCAUUGGUUGCUGGUUGGUGCUUGUGGCUGGGUGCUACUCAUCCUUAUGUUCGUCACCAAGUUCAUCAACUUCAGCUUCAGAAUACCAGACUUUGUAGGAAGGACAGACAUGUUUGUUUGGGCCAUGCCAUCUUUUACAACGAAACAUCCUUCUGUCCAGUGGCCAGACAAGGGAGCAUCACAGCCAUUUAUAUUGUCCUCAGUUAGUCCCUCUGUGGUGGAGCCCAUAGACUGGCAGUCAGUGAAUGAGAAGCGUUUGGAGCUGUUAACAACUGUUUGCAGAAAUUCAUCUCUUUGGAACCUCACCCACACAACUGUGCGCAAGUUUGUCUUGGACCGCAUUUUUGUGUGUGACAAGCACAAGAUUCUCUUCUGUCAGACACCCAAAGUUGGAAACACACAGUGGAAGAAGGUUCUAAUUGUCCUGAAUGGAAAGUUCUCGAAGGUUGAAGCUAUUCCAGAGAACAUGGUUCAUGAUCAUGAAAGAAAUGGCUUACCUCGCCUAUCCUCUAUGACUGACACAGAAAUCCAUCAAAGAUUGAAUACCUAUUUCAAGUUUUUUAUUGUCCGAGACCCAUUUGAGCGCCUCAUAUCUGCGUUCAAGGACAAGUUUGUGAAGAACCCAAGAUUUGAACCCUGGUACAAACAUGACAUUGCCCCAGCCAUCAUUCGCAAAUAUCGCAAAAGUCAUGAUGAUGAUGGUGAAACUGUGGGUCUUCAGUUUGAAGACUUUGUUCGGUACUUAGGUGACAAGCCAGGAAGACAACACUUGGACAGGCAGUUUGGUGACCACAUUAUUCACUGGCUGACAUAUGCUGAGCUGUGUGCUCCUUGUGAUAUUUCCUACAAUGUCGUGGGACACCAUGAGACUCUGGAAUUUGAUGCUCCUUAUAUUUUAAAAGCUGCUGGUAUUGCUGACCUGGUGUCAUACCCCAAUAUCCCACCAGGGAUAACUCACUACAAUCACACCAAGGUGGAACGCUAUUUUACUGGAAUCAGCCAACGAGAUGUUCGUCGCCUCUAUGCUUACUACCAGGGAGAUUUCAGCCUGUUUGAUUACCAGAGACCUGCCUUCUUAUUGGACUGAUGUAGAGAUGUCCUGCUAUUUUUAGCCUAUUUUUUAUGGAUCUCUUGGACCUUUUAGCUUACUGAUAAAAAUGUGGUUG